AUGUCGACCAUAGAGUCAAAUCUUAAGAAUCAACCGAUUGUAUUAAUUUCGGUUUUAUCACAACCUGUAACAACACCACCACCAUCAGUAUUAAUAUCAACUGCAUCGUCAUUAACACCUAAUACAUCAUCACCAGCAAUAUUUCAUGAUGAUAAACCAAUAGAAAAAUAUUAUAAAAAAAAUAAACAAAUUUUAUUUGAAUUUGAUCAAAUUGUUAAAGACAUUCGUUUUCAAUUAAAUGAACAAUUAAAAUGUUUGGAACAACGUAUUGAAACACAAUUAUCAAUUCUUAGUGAAGUUCAAGAAUAUUUUCGUCGUCGUUCUGAUGUUGAAUUUGAUUAUGCAAAAAAUUUAGAUAAUUUACAUAAACAAAUUGGUCAAAGACAUCGAGCACAAAAAGCACGACGAGAAACUUGGAUCUUUCAAUCUAUUUAUAAACUUUGGGAUACAAUUGUUCAAGAUACUCGUACUCAUGUUAAAUAUCAUACAAUUAUGUCUGAUAUUUGUGGAAAAUAUAUGUAUGAUAAAUUUAAUGAAAUAGCUGAAGAUACAAGACGAAUGUUUAUGAAAUGUAAAUCAGUUGGCUUAGCCAGUCAUGAAGAUAUAUAUAAGGUUCUUAAUGAAUUAAAAAGUACAAUGAAAACUUAUCAUCAAUAUCAAAGUGAAAGUAAACAAGCUGAACAAAAAUUAAGCAAUAUUCUACAACAAAUAGCCAAAAUAAAAAGUGCAAAAAAACAAAAAACUAUGGAAAAACGUGUUGAAAAAAGACAAAUGAAAUAUACUGAAACAAAAGUAAAAGCAUUUAAAGCACGUAAUGAUUAUUUAAUGACAAUUGAAUCUGUGAAUGCUGCACUACAAAAAUAUUGUUCUGAUGAUGUACCUGAUUUAAUUGAUUGUAUGAAUUUUGGUUUUCAUACAUCAAUUGCAAAAUGUAUUCAAAUGUAUUUAUCAGCACAAGAAAAUAUUAAACGUGGUCGACAAAUAACAAUUGAAACAUUAAAUCGAGCAAUUGCAGAUUUAGAUACAAUUGUUGAUAAACAAAAAUAUUUAGAAUAUUAUUCAUCAAUAUUUACAAUACCGAAAAGAAUUAAAUUUGAACCACAUAAAGGUGAUGAAGUAUCAACUGUUAAUGCUCAAGUAUUAAUACGUGAUGAAAUGCAAUCACGUUUUAUACAAAUGCAAAAUCGACUUGCUUCAUUAAAAACUGAAAAUGAUGAGAUAUUUAAAACAAUUGAAGCUACUGAACAAUCACUUAUGGAAAAUAUUACUACAAAAAAUUCUGAUGUUUCUGAUCUAUUUAAAGAUCUUAAUUUACCACAAAAUAAUUCAAAAAAUGCACGAAAAGAAAUCGAAGAUUAUUAUGUUGAGAAAUUCAAACAAUAUACAUUAAGCAGUAAUUUAAUCUCACGUUUACAAGCACGCCAUGAUAUUAUGCAAAAAGCAUUAGGUGCUACACCACCAGCUGGUGCUGCUGAAGAUAAUAAUCUUAUAAGUCGUCCGAUAAAACCUAAACAAAUUGGUCGUGCUCCAAUUCUUGGUCGUCCACGUUUAUUUGGUGGAAAAUUAUUAGAUUAUAUUCAAGUAACACAACAAUAUAUUCCAUUAAUUAUUUCAUCAUGUGUUAGUGCUAUUAAUCGAAUUGGUUUACAUAAUCAAGGUAUUUUCCGUGUACCCGGCGCACAAGUUGAUAUAAAUCAAUUCAAAGAUGCUUUUGAAAAAGGUGAAGAUCCAUUAGUUAAUAUAACAGGUCGAGAAAUGAAUUCAGUUGCUGGUGUAUUAAAAUUAUAUUUUCGUGAAUUAAAAGAACCAUUAUUUGCUCGAGAUAUGUUUGAUUCAUUUAUUUCAUGUAUCAGUAAGUUAAAUUCUAUAAUUAAUCUAAAUUAUUCAACAAAAUUAACAUAA
Molecule: messenger RNA, 1902 nt
Organism: Rotaria sp. Silwood2
Lineage: Eukaryota; Metazoa; Rotifera; Eurotatoria; Philodinida; Philodinidae
Source: the annotation of a GenBank genome assembly